This is a messenger RNA of Mesorhabditis belari, 5856 nucleotides long. Lineage: Eukaryota; Metazoa; Nematoda; Chromadorea; Rhabditida; Rhabditidae. The record is from the annotation of a GenBank genome assembly.
AUGCCGAUCGAUAAGGGCAGUCGAGUGGCCCAAUUGGGGGUGCUGCUCGAACACCGAAACCGCACAAUUCGACAAGAAGCCGCCUCCGCCUUCGCAAAUUUUCUGCUCAGCGAUGAAAAGACGAGAACAACACUCCUCGAGCACCUCACCAGCGUCUCAUGGGAGGCAAGAGUUUCCACCGCCGAUGCUCUGAUCAAUCUACUGAAAGCGGCUACACCCAGGGAAUCUCAUGAAGAAGAGAAUGAACCGACAAAAAGCCUGCAGAACUUCUCUCUUAUCGAUCUCAUUGAGAAUUAUCGUCCCUUAUUGAGUGCCGCCGCAAGCCAAAUCGACGACAAGAAUCCGCUCCGUUUGAACGCGAAACAGCAACGAACACUGAUUGAUCAACAUUUGGAUUUUGUGCCUAGUACGGGUCAAUCAUCGCAAGAUUUUAUACAAGAUUCCGAUGUUCUCGCAAUGACAAGGUCCGAUUCCCCCAAAUUGUAUGAACAAGGCGCGGAAUUAACUUCGUUAAACGAUAUGUCACAAGUCUCUGUCGAACCAACAGAUGUGGAUCCUGAAAAUGCCGCGUUGGAGAUAUUUGUUAAAGUGCAGUUGUCAAGGUUAGCGAAUGAACAAUGGCAAACGCGGCAUGGAGCGUCUUUAGCGAUAACUCGAAUAUUGAGCUCCUCUUGGACGAGACUACGACCACCAAUACGAGAUUUAUGUGCUCUUCGAUUACUUCAGAUCCUGACCCUCGACCGAUUCAUUGAUUUUGUCUCCGGGAGAACAGCAGUAGCGCCUGUGAGAGAAAGCGCUUCUCAGGCACUUGCUCAUUACAUGUUUCGUGCUGAUAAACGACGUCGUUCUCUUGUUUUGGACCAUCUGAAGACACUCUUAUCGAUGGAAGGAGAAAAGCAAUGGAUCUGUCGACAAAGCGCCCUGCUCGUUAUGAAGUAUCAUUUUGUGAUCGCUCCGUUUGAUGACACUUUCACUUUGUUCUUCAACUAUGUUGCCGCCAAGUUGGAUGAUCCCGUUGACGAUGUCAUUUCAACGGCUGUCACUGCUUUAUCGUCACUUUUUGAGAAUUUGACGGUGCAUGAGGUGCAAAAAACAUUUAUCGAGAAAGUGGUGGUCGCCAUUUGGAAUUUGCUCGCUGUGGAAGCGAAGAAAGAUCAGUUGAGAGCCGGUUUGGACACACUUGCGGUCGACCUGUUAGAGAUCAUUGGACGCUGGCUUGAAGUUGACACAAACGUUUCGCUUACUGUCAAACAGCUUUUCACCAUCGUCUCCUUGUUGGAUGCCGCUUUUGUGUCUCGAACUCAUCUCUGCGUUCGAUUGAUAGCAACAGCCAUUGAACGAGGAGUUCCAGAAUUGCCCAGCUCGGAUAUCUACUUAAUUCUGCAUGAGUUCUAUCGCGUUUUACUCUUCGCUCCACCGACCGAUUCGCUUCCGAUGCUCGAACGGCUCUACUUGACAACUCUACUCAUCGUUGAUAGGUAUCGCGGAUCCUUGGCCCUCGAAAAUUCGUUAGUCGAAUCAAUUGGAUUAUGGAUUAGCUGCUUGAUGAUGGAUCAUAAAAACCCGAAUAUUGAUGUUGUUGCUUGUCACGUAAAAGGCCAAUCGAUCAACAAAGAGGAUCCAUACGAAAGAAUGGGCAGUGAAGAGAUGCGAUUUCUUGACGACCGGGAGAAAGAUUCGCUCUACAUCACGAGGAAAAUCUUGGCGGCCAAAUUUUUGGCGCCGCUGAUUCAAACGCUUUACCACCAAAACACGGAAGUUAACGGCCAACAUUUAUCAACAUCUCUUCAACUUUGCCUAUUGACUUUUGUCCAAUCAACAUCUCUAUACCAAAAUCUCGGAGCUGCAAUCAUCACCCACGAAUGGUCAUUGAUGUAUAAGGUUUCUGUCACGAGCGGCAACAAAUUAGAACCACCAUUAACUCUAAUAUCGGCGCUGGACUACAUUUUGCGACAAGGACAUAAAACUUUUGAUGAAUUGACAAGUACAGUGACGCAGUUGACGACCGAUUGCAAUGAGUUCAUCACGUACUGCUGCGCGAGAGGCGCUGUACGAAACACACUUAAGAUUGAAGAAAACAGCAUAGAGGAUGUGGCUAGAACCGCUUACGAACAAGCCCUGGCUAAUUGCAAGACGGAGAAACAACAGGAAUCAAUCGAAAGUCGAUAUCAGACACUACAAAAUUGGAUCGAGUUUACGAAAAUUGCAAUUAGAACAAACUCCAAUCGAGUCUUUGCGUUUCUCGCCGCCGCUUUGUUCAACUUCGGAUGUAUUGGUGAGAAGUUUACACCACUAGUUCGACCGUUAAUGGAAACUAUGCAGUUGGAAGAAAAUGAAACGGUGGCAGCUGAAGUGUUCAAAGGAGCCGUUCCCCUUCUCAUCAUCUACAGCUGGCAAAGAAAUCCAAAACCAUAUGUUAAGGUUAUCUCAAAGACGAUUGAAUUAUUCUCAUCGUGUCCGCAAAGGAUUCCAAAAGCGCCACCAAAAUCCGAAACCGAGGAAACACAACAAAUUCUCUCCCUUCUGCCACAAAAGAAAACGAGUGUUUCCUCAAAGAAUGCCGAGCUUUUUCUACACAUUUGUUGUACAUUUCCGGCUGAUCAACUUCCCGAGUUCUACGAGUAUUUCGAUCUCGAUGCAGAUGUUGAUGACGAAUGUUUUAUUCAAAAAAUGGAGUUACAUAGAUGUUUGUGGUCUCGAGUCGCUUCGCAACUUUCGGAAAAGUCGACGGUUCGAAUUCUCGCUUUUCUUAGCUCGCAUUGUAUCGAAAAACGACACGCCGCAGCAAAGGCUUUAGCGACAUUUUGCAGCUCUUCGUUGGCGGAUACGUUGAAUAGAGUUUACACAGAGCUAUGCCAAAUGAUUGCGAACCUUGAAGAACCGGAUGCACGUCGUGGCGCAAUGGAGGGCCUUUUGUGCAUUUCGUUAUUGGGGACUUCACUCGUCGGAUGUGUUUCGUUGUUGGCUCCAUUGGUCUUUCCACGUUUAGCCGAUUCAUUACCUGAAGUCCGAGAAGCUGCUUCUCGUACUUUCCGAAAUUUUGUGCCAAUUUUGACGUUGGAAAAAGAACCACUUCCAUCAUUAUCACCGCCGCUCCACAAAUUGGCCAAGGAGAACUCCUGCUUUAUCCACGUGCUCUCCCAGCCAUCAUUUCUACCGACUGUAAAACAAUCCGAAAUUCUGGCACUACGAGAAGACAUCGAGUUGCGGCAUUACCAAUUGGAAGGUAUCACUUGGAUGCGGUUUUUGCGUCGCUUUGGGUUAAACGGAGUGCUCGCCGACGAUAUGGGACUAGGAAAAACUCUACAAACACUCGCAACAAUUGCAUUAUCGAUUUCUCAAGGGGAAAAGAAUCGUCCCUCAUUAAUCGUGUGUCCAAGAACAUUGAUCGAUCAUUGGCUGGGCGAAUGGAAAAGCUGGUUCCCGACACUUGGCAAAGCAAUUCGGGGGGAAUCUUCCUCGCCGGCUCGAAUUGGAAACUCGUUGCUUGUCGUCACCGCAUACGAGGAUUUGAAAGUUAACGCCAAUCUUUCAAGACAGCCUUGGAGCUAUGUGAUAUUAGAUGAAGGUCACAUUUUACGUAACACAAAAACAGCCGUCUGGAGAGCUGUAAAUGAGCUUACUUCACAAAGCAGGUUGAUUCUUUCGGGAACACCCGUUCAAAAUAGCGCUGCCGAUUUGUGGGCACUUUUUGCGUGGUUGAUGCCCGGGUAUUUGGGAGACGAGAAGCAAUUCAGAGUUUCUUUUCUUCGAUCAAUACUCAAAUGCCGUUCACCAAAAGCUACAGAAAAAGAACUACAAGCUGGAUCCGAUGCAUUAAGUCAUUUGCAUCGUCUUGUUCUACCGUUUGUUCUUCGUCGAAUCAAGCAAGAUGUACUACCAGAAUUGCCAGAAAAGAUUGUGCAAGAUUACGAGUGUGAGCUUACCGACGCCCAACGAGAGCUUUACAAGCUUAUUGCUGACAGAUGCACGACAAACAGCGAGAGGUUAGCGGCAAAUCUUGGUUUGACGCCAUUGCACACUCUUCUUUCACUUCGAAAAGUCGUUGAUGAUCCAAGUCUGAUUGCCGACAUUGUACCACGGCUAGAAGUCGGCAAUUCAAUUUGGGAUCUCGUCAGAAAUGGUGGAAGUGGUAAAAUGGCGGCUUUGGGCGAACUACUCACGCAAUGCGGUAUUGGUGUCAACGACGACCGUGGAAAGGAUGAAGACAAUGAAGUUGUCGCUUCGGUGCCUCAAGUGCCACAUCGAGCGCUGAUCUUCUGCCAAUGGGUGACGGCGGUGCGAUUGGUGUCGGACGCGUUGACGAGAGGAAUGAUUACGGAGCAACCCGUCGCGCACAUGAUUCUCGACGGAUCUGUGCCCCCGACCGAACGUCAAUCAGUGGUGGAUCGCUUCAAUUCGGAUCACUCGAUUGAUGUGCUCGUGCUUACUACACAUAUUGGAGGUGUUGGUCUGAACCUGACAGGCGCGGAUGUGGUGAUAUUUUUGGAUCACGAUUGGAAUCCAAUGAAAGAUCUUCAAGCGAUUGACAGAGCGCAUCGACUUGGACAAAAACGACAAGUAAUGGUCUAUCGCCUCAUCACAAAGGGAACAAUCGAACAAAAAGUGCUUUCUUAUCAACAUUUCAAGCGGCAUACUGCACAGUCAUUGAUCGGAUCGGACAACCGAAGUCUUCAAUCAAUGGCCACCGAAGAGUUGAUGGCAUUGUUCACGCUAGGAGAUAUUGAUUCGGAAACGAAAAAGGGUGCCAAAGAGCCGGAUAGAAAGCGAACACGAUUGGAGAAGGCUACCGGUGUCGUUGAUGACUCGAAAUGGGUCUUAUCGGAGUUAUGGGACGAAUCACAAUACGAGGAAACGAGCGAUGCGUCCAACAGCGCGGCGUUUAAGCGAAUCACCUGGUGGUUGAAUUGGGCCAUUUUCUACAUUGUCGCCAUUCUAUGUUUUGGCACAGUCGAGCUCGUCCUCGCAUACUACCACACGCGUUAUGAAGGAUGGACCAUAUACUUGAUAGCGCGAAUCCUUCAACUUCAAAUUCUCGUCAAUGCACUAGCUUUUCGAUUGAAUUCACAUAAAGAUGGUGCGUGCUAUCAGAUGAAACGUGUCGGGAUUACACCAGAGCGCCUCACCGAGAUCGCAACGAAAACAUGCCUUGUGCAAAACCAUAUUCGACCAUCUCACAAAUUUUGUCAAACAUGCAAGCAAGCUGUGCCUUUCCGUUCGGUGCAUUGCCGCUUUUGUGAACUCUGCGUGCUGAGGAACGAUCAUCAUUGUUUUGUCAGCUCGAUGUGCCAUGGAAUCGGUACCUAUCGCUACUUCUUCAUGACAGCUUUCUACGUGAUGGUCACCUGCGCAUGGGCAUUGCUUGAGUACGUGAACUACGCACGGGACAAAACAUAUGACGAUGGAACGUGGUCCACCUUUUUCAACUCGUGCUUCUCGACGCUGGGCGACUUGAUGUUGGGAUCGAUCUUUUUGUUGCCGCAUCUUUUCGGCCCGAGAUAUGUCUUCUAUCUGUGUCUCGCUUUUGUCUUCAACGCGUCGGGAAUUAUUUUCUUCCAUUGUUAUCUGAUGUACCGUGGCGGUCUUGGAUGGAAGGAUUUUGGAAUGAAAUUACCCGGUGAUGGUGGAACUUUGAUCGAGCGAAUUCGUUUUGUGCAUGGGAGCCGCUUCAUGUGGAAUUGGGUCUUUCCGAGAUUUUGGGAAGAUGUUGAAUGGAAUGAGACGUUCAUCCGAAGUGUGAUCACGUAUCCUUUGGAUGGAAUGUCCGAGGUGUCGAUGAACGAAAUGAAGGUGCCAAAUCCAGUCUCUUCCAUCGCCAUCACGGCAAACGGCGAGAAACAGAAAAAGAAGGAAAUU